GACUCUUGACUGCGGUUGGCGUGGAUCUACAACUGCGUGUAGAACGGGAAAGCCGCGUAAGAACGGCCGCUCGCUACUGUAGCACAUACCAAAUUGUAUUCUGCUCAUUCGCCUGCGCGAGGCAAGCGUGACUAGCAGGGAGUGCAGGAGGGUCACGACAGCCAGUGGCUGAACUUCUCAUUCUCGCCCUCAAGCCACUUUUGAGGCGCCUCCGAGGCGAAAAUAGACUAAUUCUCGCCCUCGAUUCCCCCGCGAGCAACCCGUCACGCUUCCGUCUCGCCUCUACCAUCGCUCCUCCUCUCCCUGCUCCACUUAAUCCCCCACGCCUUCUGCCUCGCACCCUCCGUCGCGUCGCGUCACGAGCGCAGAACGUUCAUAGUACCGCCGCGUGGCCAUUGUCUCGACUCAAACAGACAGGCCCGUCUGCGUGGGAAGCGUUAGCGAUGUCAGCCUGCGACCAGCUGCUAGCCGCAGCAGUAAUGCUUGGGUAUCAAAGCCUGUGAUGAGAGUUACAGCCUGGGUUACAGUUCGGGUUACAGCUCAGGUUACAGCUCGGGUUACAGCUGGGGUUACAGUACGGGUGACAGUCGGGGUGAGAGCCAUGGCGGUUCUCCCCUCCUGUCUGCUCUCCUCCGCGGCCCUUCCCCCUCGCCUGCUGCCCAGUAUCACCGAGAUUCAGAGUCCUGUUUCGCGCUCGUCUAUAACGCGUACGGCCUCCGCCUCGACCAAUUCCACGUCGACAAUCUCACGCUUCUCCUGCUGGGUCCCCGCAUCUCGCGGCGAAACCCGCCGCAUCUGGCGCCGCGAAUCCCGCCGCGAAUCUCGCCGCGAAUCCCGCCGCAGUUCCCGCUAAACCGCCUCUACUGCUCCUGCACGGGUUCGGCGCGUCGUCGCUAAACCACUGGAUCAAUCAGCUCCCCGCGUUUUCCCGCCAUUUCGACCUCUAUAUUCCCGACCUCCUGUUCUCCGCGGCUCGUUCUCCCGCAGCUCGCGGCGCGACGAGCGCUUCCAGGCGGAGGCGAUGAUGGCGCUGAUGGACCAGCUGCGCGUCGAACGGUGCGCGGUAGUGGGCGUGAGUUACGGCGGGAUAUCGCUCACAAAAUGGCCACACUGUGUCCCGCACGAGUGACCAAGCUUGUCCUGGGUGGAGCGGGGCUCAUGCUAACCAAAGGGGAGGUGCAGGGGGUGCUGCGGCAGUGGCAUGCGGACACACCCACGGACCUCUUCCUGCCUGCCGAGCCUCGUGGCUUGCUCCGGCUGAUCAGGCUUGGCAACAACGAGGCGCCGUACCUCCCAGACUGGCUGCUGCAGGACGCCCUAGAGGUGCUGUUUGAGAACCGGGCGGAGAAGGCAGGGCUGCUGGAGGAAUCGCUGAAAGCAGCCGAGGCGAAUGCAGAGGACCCGGGGAGCAUUGCUGUGCCACACAUGGGAACCUACUUGUGUGGGGCGGCAGCGACCAGCUCUUCCCUCUCGCCAUCGCGCAUCGCAUGCAGCAGUGAGCCCCUCUCUAUUUCUUCUGGUAACUUCCAAGCGAGUAAAAAGCGAGCAUAUGGGAGUCCACAUGAGGUAAGUUGGUUCUCAAAUACCAGCUUACCGCAUGCAGCAUGAGCCCCUCUCUACCUCUCCCACACUUGUUUAGGCGAGUAAAAUGUUAACCAGCUCCUCCCUCUCGCCAUCGCUUGUCGUGCAUAUGACAAAGAGAGGUUUCCCUGCCUGGAAGGGGCAGGGAAGCACCCGUAAACCUCUCUUUGCCCCUCCCGCCCUGUCCCCAUCCCUCACGCCUUCCUCCCCCACGCAAGCACCACACGUUCGCAUGCGUGCACCGUGCACAUGCUUCCCUGCCCUUCCCAGGCAGUGCGAGGACCGUGUUCCCUUGGUUUUUUCUUGCGCCCUUUCCCACAUAACCUCCCCUGUUUCGCCCCUUAGCUCUCUCACUCCUCGCUUGAGUCGAAUUUAAAGCCAUGCGUCCUCACGCACACAUUCCCACGCUGUCUUAGUUGGUGAAACGAUCAUGCUACCCGUUGAAUCAAAAAUAUACCUCCACGCGUGCAUGCACAAAAGGCUUAUAUUCGUGCACACACGCACACACAAGGCUCAUAGGCGACACAUGCAUUCCCAUGCCUUCCCAGGCGGUGCAAAAAUUUUCACCUUUGCCUUUUCCUGCUUCCUUUGCCAGUUCCCCUCUCUGUUUCGCCCCUUAUCUCUCCCACUCCUCUCUCCCUGUCUCCAUCCUAUCACUCCCCACCUCCCCACCACCACCUGCCCCCUCAGGCACUUUGGCUCGAGCUGUCGCCUGGAGGUGAUUGGAGAAGGGUGCACAUGCCAUUCAGUGUGUGCUGUCUAAUUGCAUUCAUGUGGCCAUGUGUAUGCAUUGCCAUUCAUGCAUUACCAUUCAUGCAUUGCCAUUCAUGCAUUGCCAUUCAUGCAUUGCCAUUCAUGCAUUGCCAUUCAUGCAUUGCCAUUCAUGCAGUGCCAUUCAUGCAUUGCCAUUCAUGCAUUGCCAUUCGUGCAUUGCCAUUCAUGCAUUGCCAUUCAUGCAGUGCCAUUCAUGCAUUGCCAUUCAUGCAUUGCCAUUCGUGCAUUGCCAUUCAUGCAUUGCCAUUCAUGCAGUGCCAUUCAUGCA
Messenger RNA from Closterium sp. NIES-67, 2623 nucleotides. Lineage: Eukaryota; Viridiplantae; Streptophyta; Zygnematophyceae; Desmidiales; Closteriaceae. The record is from the annotation of a GenBank genome assembly.